Molecule: messenger RNA, 800 nt
Organism: Clupea harengus (Atlantic herring)
Lineage: Eukaryota; Metazoa; Chordata; Actinopteri; Clupeiformes; Clupeidae
Gene: foxq2
Product: forkhead box Q2
Biological process (GO): regulation of transcription by RNA polymerase II; cell differentiation; anatomical structure morphogenesis
Molecular function (GO): RNA polymerase II cis-regulatory region sequence-specific DNA binding; DNA-binding transcription factor activity, RNA polymerase II-specific
Source: RefSeq, a predicted model, not a curated record
GUGUAUAAAUUUGGACCAUGGAGAAGAGCAGCCAUAGCAGUGAAUCACGGGGGCUUUUGGGAUUACGCUUUACUAUUGACUAUCUGCUGUUCAACAAAGGCGCCAAAGGUGAGUGGAAGAGUUUGGAGAUGGAAAAUUCCACCGCAAACCAAGAGACCCACGAAGACACCCAGGACAGUCAAAGUGAGGAAACCCCUCAAGGCAAAGAGUGUCCAAAAAGUGCAAGCCCGGAGACGGGGACAGACGGAUCUGAGGAGGAACACGAUGAGAAAAGGGUCAAAGGAGAGGGCACAGAGGUCGGUGACGCCCAAGAAGACAAGCCCACCCAGUCCUACAUUGCAUUGAUCUCAAUGGCUAUUCUGGCUUCGGAGGAGAAGAAGCUUUUGCUGUGUGACAUCUACCAGUGGAUCAUGGAUCACUAUCCUUAUUUCAAGAAUAAGGACAAAAAUUGGAGGAACAGUGUCCGACACAACCUCUCCCUGAACGAGUGCUUCAUCAAGGCAGGCCGCAGUGAAAACGGAAAAGGCCACUUCUGGGCCGUCCAUCCGGCCAACUUCCAGGACUUCUCCAAAGGGGAAUAUCACCGGCGUCGGGCCCGCCGGAGAAUCCGACGAGUGGUGGGGCAGCUCCCGUACCCCUUCAUGCCCCCCUAUCACCCCCACCAUCGCUUCAAGGGAGCGCCGUGCUGGUGUUGCCCCCCCCCGAACCCCCAGCUGCCCUACCUGCCCCCUGGGAUCUACUGGGGGUGGGCCGCCGCCCUGCAGGCUCGACGUAACACCACCCACCACGCUCUGUUAUAA